Molecule: messenger RNA, 1161 nt
Organism: Humulus lupulus (European hop)
Lineage: Eukaryota; Viridiplantae; Streptophyta; Magnoliopsida; Rosales; Cannabaceae
Exons: 1
Coding region: 116-700 (194 amino acids)
Source: RefSeq, a predicted model, not a curated record
UUCUAAAUAUCAUUGAUCGAUUCCUUUCUUAGAGAGCCAAUUAGUUUGUAGUUUCCCGAAAAUUUCCUUCGUUUCUUCCUGAUUUUCUCUUCCUUUCUCGAGAAAAUAGUGAAAAAUGGGCACGGCGGUUCUUCAUUCCCACGAUUGCCUCGGGGGCCGAUUCCGUGACGAAUCUCUAACGAUGACCGCCUCGCAGUUCAGAUCCCUCCGUAACCCUAACCCUAGCCGUAACACUUUUCAGUCUCGCCGCCGUAAGCGGAGUCCUCAGUCGUCUUCACGUGAUCACGAUCGUACUCGGUCGAAAGAUGAAGCCAUGGUGGAGAAAUCUCCUGCGAUUAAUCUGGUUAUGGGUCAAGUCACGAUUUUGAAGCGAGGCGACUCGUUGAGUUUGACUGCGGGGAAGAACGAUCGGAGCCAUGGCGCUGUUGUCUCCGUCGAGAAAAGGAAACCGAGGGUGGCUAAGGUUGUUGAUGACGUUGAUUUGGGCCUUGGAUCGACGAAUCGGUUAGGUCCUGACCCCGAAAUGGUGAUGAAGCAGGUUAGGGUUUCGAAUUGCAAAGUUAUCGAUGAUUUUUAUGCGGGAUCGGGUGCCGCGUUCACAUCGCCACCGCCUAGUUCUCUGCCGCUACCUGGAUUUUUAGGAAAGAAUGAAGCGGCGACCUGUGAUUUGCGAAGGCUGUUGCAUCUCGAUUUUGAUUGAUCAAGAUAACUAGAAGAACCAGUGAUAGAAGGCGACCUUGAAGGGUUUGGUUCUUCAACCAUCUCUUCUGAUCGAUCGUUCAAUUUGUCUCAGUUUCUUCCUUUAUUUUUUCAAGAGGAAGAGUACUGAGUUUAAGCAGUAACGAUAAUCAAUCAUCUUCUUAGCCUCGUCGAAGAAGUAUUUUCUCCUUUGCUGCUAUUGCUGUACAGUAUUGUACUUGGAAACUGAUGCAAGGUUUAUUGGGUUUUUUAGAUCUGUAGUUUGUAAUGAGUCAAUAGACUCAGUACUGCGUUUGCUUUACUUUCUCUUUUAUAAAAUAGUAGUAGUAGUAGUUCCAUAGAUUUCGUUUACUACCAUUUCUGUGUAAACGGAUCAAUACAUACAAUCAGUACUGUGUUUGUAUUUCUAUGUUCUACUCUUACAUUUCGAUCAAAUAAUACUUUAGAUUCUGUUUCCUCCCA